This is a messenger RNA of Anarrhichthys ocellatus (wolf-eel), 1607 nucleotides long. RefSeq names its product GDNF family receptor alpha-4-like. The annotation marks the transcript as partial. Gene Ontology annotation, cellular component: external side of plasma membrane; signaling receptor complex. Gene Ontology annotation, molecular function: signaling receptor activity. NCBI's taxonomy places the organism in Eukaryota, Metazoa, Chordata, Actinopteri, Perciformes, Anarhichadidae. Gene Ontology annotation, biological process: nervous system development. The transcript is spliced from 8 exons. The record is from RefSeq and is a predicted model, not a curated record.
CUCCUCUGCCUGUCAGCAUCAUGAUCGCAGAAUGUACCGGGACCCCCUGACCAGCGGAGCCGCGUCGCGAUGACUGUCCGCGGGCAGAGCUGCAUCCCCCGGUGACGCUUGACAUUUCCUCCAUCCAGUAGUUGUGAUUUCUCUUUUUACCCCAAGCGGCGUGGCGGCAAGCUGGAAGCCUUUGGCACAAAAAACAACAGUCACACUCAGAGGCUGCCUCUCCGGUGCGUAUACUUUGCUCCGACGCAUUCCUCGGUGGCUCCUCCGUCUUCCUGCUGAGGAUUUGAAACUUGAGCGACCGAGCCGUCUGCGGGCAAAGAGCAAAGGACGAACGGGCGCGUGUUGUUGGCGCGGUGAAUGUAGCGGCAGGCUGGGUUGUCCGUCUGCGGGGCGCACGGCGGUGCUGCUGGACCAGAACGCACCAAGUCUCUUGUUCCCGUUUUACCCCCCUCUGGUGUCCCGAACACUGCAAACAUGUUUCUCAUCGGGAGUGUGCUCGCUCUCUUCUUCUCAGGUGUGUUGCCCUCUCCACCUCUCUCCCCCACUGACUGUGUUGAAGCUCACCGAGUGUGCUCCGCCGACCCCCGGUGCGAGGCGCUGUACCGGGGCUUGGAGCUGUGUGCGGCCGACGCAGCGGUGUCCCGGUUGGGGGAGCAGGUGGCCGCCGAGUGCCUGGAGAGACAGGACGCUCUGCUGGCUAAGCACCCCGCUCUUGUGGCCUGCAAGUGCCAGCGCGGCUUUCGCAAGGAGGAGCAGUGCCUGCGCAUAUACUGGAGGGUUCGCCUGCUGCCAGGGGAAGAUGAGCUGGAAAUAUCUCCCUAUGACGACACGCUAAUGGAUACUCGCAUGGCCUCUUUAGUAGCGGUGUCAUCUUUCAUGCAACUGGAUGGUGAGAACCAGUGCCUGAAGGCAGCGCAGGACUGUGGCCUGUACGAGAAGUGCGGCUCUCUGCGAUCAGAGUAUGUCCUGGCUUGCACCAAACGGGUGCCCGGGACCAACCGAUGCAACCAGCACAAGUGCCACCGGGGCCUGCGGCGCUUCCUGGAGCGGGUGCCUGAGGAGUACAGCCUGGGCGUCCUCUUCUGCCCCUGCACCGACACCCUGUGUGGUGAGAGGAGGAGGAAAACCAUUGUCCCGUCCUGUUCCUUUCAGGAGAUGGAGGGUCUGCAACCGAACUGCCUCCACCAGCAGAGUUUCUGCCGCCGAGACGACCUUUGCAGGUCCAGACUGGCAGAUUUCCUUAAUAACUGCCAGCCAUCUCCUCUGACACCCAGCGGCUGUCUGAAAGACUCAGCAGGCCUGUGCCUCCGAGCCUACGCUGGACUCAUCGGUACCAUCAUGACACCCAACUACGUCAGCAACAGCUCUUCAGACGUGUCGCUGUGGUGUAACUGUGAAGGCAGUGGCAACCAGUGGCAGGACUGUCUGAGGCUGCAGCGCAUGUUUACCCACAACACCUGCCUGCGUAACUCUAUCAGUUGGAUGGGGAGCCCCAGCUCCCUGCCUGCAGACAUCAGCCCCCCUCCGGCUCCCAGACCUUCCCCGCUGGUUCAUGAGGACGAGCUGCUGAGCAACAACCACCUGCCGGAGCACAACAACAUCGUGGU